Messenger RNA from Mustela lutreola (European mink), 3226 nucleotides. RefSeq names its product aromatase. Gene Ontology annotation, molecular function: iron ion binding; heme binding; oxidoreductase activity, acting on paired donors, with incorporation or reduction of molecular oxygen. NCBI's taxonomy places the organism in Eukaryota, Metazoa, Chordata, Mammalia, Carnivora, Mustelidae. The record is from RefSeq and is a predicted model, not a curated record. The transcript is spliced from 9 exons. Bases 123 to 1634 code for a protein of 503 amino acids.
UCUGAAGAAGCAACGGGAGUCCUGGAUGUCACCUUUUGAGGAUUCUCUAAUUUCUUUUUUUUUCGCUCCUCUGAUUUCCACAGGACUUUAAGUUUUUUUCUCCUGAGAUCCAGCAACAAAGGAUGGUUUUGGAAAUGCUGAACCCAAUGCAUUAUAACAUCACCAGCAUGAUGCCCGAAGUCAUGCCUGUGGCCACCAUGCUGAUGCUGUUGCUCACUGGCUUUAUUCUUUUGGUUUGGAAUUAUGAAGACACAUCCUCAAUACCAGGUCCUGGCUAUUGUAUGGGGAUCGGGCCCCUCAUCUCCCACUGCAGGUUUCUGUGGAUGGGCAUCGGCAGUGCCUGCAACUACUACAACAAGAUGUAUGGAGAGUUCAUGAGAGUCUGGAUAUGUGGAGAGGAAACACUCAUUAUUAGCAAGUCCUCAAGUAUGUUCCACGUAAUGAAGCACAGUCACUAUAGCUCCCGAUUCGGCAGCAAACUUGGAUUGCAGUGCAUCGGAAUGCAUGAAAAUGGCAUCAUAUUUAACAAUAAUCCAACCCUCUGGAAAGCCAUUCGUCCUUUCUUUACAAAAGCUUUGUCCGGCCCGGGCCUUGUGCGCAUGGUGACCGUUUGUGUUGGAUCCAUCCUCACGCAUCUGGACAGGCUGGAGGAGGUCAGCAACGAAUUGGGGUACAUCGAUGUGCUGACCCUCAUGCGGCGUAUCAUGCUGGACACCUCCAACAUUCUCUUCCUGGGGAUCCCCUUGGACGAAAGUGCCAUCGUGGUUAAAAUCCAGGGUUAUUUUGAUGCAUGGCAAGCUCUCCUUCUCAAACCAGACAUCUUCUUUAAGAUUUCUUGGCUAUACAAAAAGUAUGAAAAGUCUGUCAAGGAUUUGAAAGAUGCCAUGGAAAUUCUGAUAGAAGAAAAAAGACAUAGAAUUUCCACAGCGGAGAAACUGGAAGACUAUAUGGAUUUUGCCACUGAGUUGAUUUUUGCUGAGAAACGUGGUGACCUGACAAGAGAGAAUGUGAACCAGUGCAUACUGGAAAUGUUGGUCGCAGCACCAGACACCAUGUCUGUCUCUGUGUUUUUCAUGCUAUUUCUCAUUGCAAAGCACCCUAAGGUUGAAGAGGCAAUAGUGAAGGAAAUCCAGACUGUUAUUGGUGAAAGAGAUGUAAGGAUUGAUGAUAUGCAAAAAUUAAAAGUGGUGGAGAACUUUAUCUACGAGAGCAUGCGGUACCAGCCUGUUGUGAACUUAGUCAUGCGCAAAGCCUUACAGGAUGAUGUCAUCGAUGGCUACCCAGUGAAAAAGGGGACUAACAUUAUCCUGAAUAUUGGAAGAAUGCAUAGGCUCGAGUUUUUCCCCAAGCCCAAUGAAUUUACUCUUGAAAACUUUGCAAAGAAUGUUCCCUACAGGUAUUUUCAGCCUUUUGGUUUUGGGCCCCGUAGCUGUGCAGGAAAAUACAUCGCCAUGGUGAUGAUGAAAGUCGUCCUGGUUACACUUCUGAGACGAUUCCACGUGCAGACAUUGCAAGGAGAGUGUGUUGAAAGUUUACGGAAAACAUAUGGCUUGUCCUUACACCCAGAUGAAACUAGCAACUUGCUGGAUAUGGUUUUUAUCCCAAGAAAUUCAGAAAAGUGCCUCAAACACUAAAGAAAAUCGAUCAGUACCUACUCUGGAGCAUUUCUCAUCAGUAGUUCACAUGAAAAUCGUCCGUCUUCACCAGGUAGUGUCAUCCUCACAAUGAACAUUUGGUGGCCUGUGCCAUUUUAUAGGCAUACCUCAUAUGGAUUGUCAGCAAGUCAGGAGACAUUGCUCACCUGUUCUUUCCAAAUCAGAGAACAAGACUUCCAGAGAAAAUAAAGGUCAAGAAUUUAUAGGGAAAAUGGUCAAUCCCACAAAACAUGCUUUGGAAAAAGUAGGUCAUCAGCAAAACUUACAUCCUCCUUCCCACAAAAUCUCUACUGCCUGCCCCCAAAGCACUUUAAUGUCUGGGGCAGAAACACUCAAGUCCAUUAGAAAGGCCAGGCUGAUGUCCAGGUACUUAGGACCCAACAUACCUGCUAAUGUGAAUAAAAGUAUUUUGAUUUAGUUUUCAGUGGUAGGCUCCAUGACAUUCAUAUUCUUUGGAGAAGUGCUUACAAAUUCAACAUUUGAUGUUUCCUAUGAAUUAUUCAAUUUACUCUUGAUUACCCACAGGUGACUUGCCUGUGGCAAAAGUUAAAUAGGGGACUAUCCUUUCCCAGGGUCUCAAUGUAUCCUCAGCCACUCACUUCCACUACAAUAGACACAGAUUUGGGUAAUAUAAAGUAACUUAGUAAUAGCCUGAGUAAAAUAUAAUCAGGACCACACAUCUGCUAUAGGAAAAGAAAAAUCACCCAAUUCAUUUCAAAUCAAAUAAAAAUUCUUUUCUUCAUGUUUGUAUCAUUGAUUAGCUCCACUAGUGCUAAUCAAGAGAUAACUUUAAAUAAUGGUAUCUAUGAACUCUUACAAUGGCCCCAAUGAUUUGAGAGAGGAGAGCUCCUCUACGUCUACAUCUAAUUCCACAACCUAGUGGGUUCAAGCCCAUUCCAACCUCUUUCUCCCUCAACAGUUCCCCCUCUCUUUCUUUCCGUGAUUCCGAAGUUAACAGCAACAAAUCAGUAGAGAACAUGGUCAAGGUAGAGGUCUUGCAAUCAUCUUUUAUGCUACCUCGAAUUUAAUAGUUACUUUAGAGAUUUAACAGCUAUUGAGUUUAUUGAAUCAUUAUAUAUAGCCAUGGAUAAAAUGCACACCUUAUAAAUUAGUUCUUUAAAGAGAAUCAAGUAUGGGGCCCCUUGGCUGGCUCAGUCAUUUAAACAUCUGACUCUCGGUUUUGGUUCAGGUCAUGAUCUCAGGGUUGUGAGAUCGAGCCACGUGUCGGGCUCCAUGCUGGGUGUGGAGCCUGCUUAAGAUAUCCUCUCUCCCUCUCCUUCUACCCUCUCCCCACUCUUGUGUGCUCUCACUCUAAAAUAAAUAAGGAAAUAAUAAAAAUUUUUAAAAAUAAAGAGAAUCAAGUAGACAAGUUAAUUUUCCAAAUACUUUACUUGUGUUAAAUAGCCAAUAUGAUUGUAUCUACUGAAUGCCAUUUAAAAAUUGUAAACUCAUUUACAAGUAAAUGUUUGCUAUUGAGUUAAGUGCCAUCUCAACAUUUGAAUAUUUUUUUCAUCCUACUGUUUAGUAAUAGGACAACAGAUAAGAAUAAAAUGAGAGUAUAAGAACCCUGA